Oxyura jamaicensis (ruddy duck) is the source of this 788-nucleotide messenger RNA. RefSeq names its product A-kinase interacting protein 1 (gene AKIP1). The transcript has 4 exons. Lineage: Eukaryota; Metazoa; Chordata; Aves; Anseriformes; Anatidae. Bases 1 to 504 code for a protein of 167 amino acids. Gene Ontology annotation, cellular component: nucleoplasm. Gene Ontology annotation, biological process: regulation of non-canonical NF-kappaB signal transduction. The record is from RefSeq and is a predicted model, not a curated record.
AUGGCCGGAGCGCGGACGGCGGGGCUGGCGCGCGCCGUGCUGGAGCGGGCGCGGCGGCGGCGGCGGCAGGAGCCGGAGGAGGAGCGGGAAGCGGGCAGCGGCCUCCCGCCGCCGCAGCGGGGGGACCCGGAGCGCCUCGGCGCGGCCUUCGCGUCCCUCGCGAGCCUCGUGGGCCGAGCGGCGGCGGAGUGCGAGAAGUACUAUAGAUUGGUGCCCGCCUGGAGAUGCAAAGAGCAUGAAGUCAAACACAUCUGCAGAUAUCACAGCAGGCAAGCAGGGGAAAAAGAGUUCGAGCCCUCUAAAGAAGAGAAAAAUGCAUCCACAGUAGAAUCCAGUCGAGCUAGAACUUGCCAUCAGCGCACCAGGAAAGCUUCCAAAGACAUCUACAUUGAAGUUUCUCCUGGCACCUAUUCUAUCACCGCAACCUCAGAGGACAUGGUGAAACAAACCCACGUGGUGGACAUCAGCGCAGGACAAAGUAUUGAUUUAACUUUUGUUCUAUGAUGUUCGCUGGUGAUCAUGGGAAUAAAAUACUAGGGUUUUUUUAAAGCAUGUAAUGAACUACACAUUACUUGUUCAUGUUAGCACUUUAGUAGUAUCUUCUUUGGGACUAUAUUUUUAUGGCCUGUACAUCUGUUUUCUACUUAAUGCAAUUAUAUACAGCAUACUUUGUACACUGAUUUGAUAAGUAUUUGUACAUUGUUUGCCUUAAUUCCAAUUAUGUGACUGUGUAAUUCCGGGCUCCUCCAUUUUAAACAAUUAAAGAUACAAUCAGUGGAAUAAAUACA